AUCCAGCCAAUCUCCCCGCGCUCUCGCGGGCGGGCGUGCUCCUGAUGACGUAAAGUGGAGGGUUAGGUUCCCGCCUCUCCCAAGAGGCACUUCCGGUUUCUCCGCGUUCACUUCCGCGUCUCUUUGAUUUUGUGUAGUUUCGGCGCCAACUGCUCUGAACUUUGCUUGGUAAAGGAUUCGAGGGGCGUCUUCGAUAUUUUGAAGCACUUUUAUAAUUAUUUUGUUUAAGUCAAGAUGUCUAGCAAAGCAAAUGCCUCCAAGAGAAGGUCUCAACCAUUAAAAAGAAAUUCAAAAAGAAAAAUUGAUGAGAAAGAAGAAGAGUUAUCUGAGAAAGAGGUUAGAAACACAGUGAAAAAAAAUAAAAGUCAUCCAAAGCAUCUGUCUUCUGAAGUAACUGGACAAACAAAGCAUACUAGUCUAAAAGAGGUAAAGAUUGCAUCACAUAAGAGAAAAACCUGGCAACCUCUUUCAAAAAAUAGCAGAGAACAUUUGCAAACUAUGAUGGAAUCAGUAAUAAUAGCAAUUUUGAGUAACAAAACUAGAGAAAGUGAACAAAUUCAGUAUCAUCUAAACUUCCUCAAGAAAAGACUGCUGCAACUGUGUGAAACCCUGAAAGUCCCUCCCAAAAAGCUACAAGAUUUAACUAAUGUGUCAACUCUGCUGAAGAUGGAAAGGGCACAGCACAGAGCUAAUGAAGAGGGUCUGGCAUUAUUGCAGGAAGAAACAGAGAAAAUAGUAGAGACUGUAGAGUCAAUGACUGGGAAUAUUCACAGCCUAAAGAACCAGGUUCAUGUUCUGACAAGUGAGGUGGAAGAAGAGGAAAAGAAAAUAAAACAGAUGCUUCAGAUAGAUAGUGGAGUACUUUCUCUUCCAGAACUUCCUCAGAAGAGUCUCAAAGCACCUGUACUUCAGAAAGAAAUUUUGACAUCGAUUCCAAACCACAACGCUCUUCUGAAGGACUUGGAAGUUCUACAUAAUUCAUCCCAGGUGAAGAACAUGCUGACUUUCAUCAAAGAAGUCUAUAAAAGGCUGGAUGCCUCUUAAAGAGUUGUUGUUUUUUUUUUGUUUUUUUUGUUUUUUUAGUUGUUUCAUGUUAAUUUAAUGUUUAUGAAUUUCUAAAAAUGUUAACCUAUGAUGAUAUUGCAGAGGCUGAGGCUUCUUCCAGAUUUAUCUUCCUAACGUGCACUUUAAAAUUAACCUCAUAAAUCUACCAUUAGCAUCUAAUGUAGACCUUGAAAACUCUGUUUUUACCACUUCCCAGGUCUAGGAACUCAGGUGUGUGUUGCUUUCUCUCCAGUUAUUUACCUAAAACCAUAAAAUAAAGAGCCACAAUAUAGUGGUUUGGCUGAAGAGAGCUCAUUUACUGGGUAAAUCUACCUAUGGUAGUGCAGAGGAAAUGUGAUGUCGUGACUUUAUGUAUGCAAAGUGUUUACAGUGACUGGCUCAUAAAAACAUAAGUGUUUGGUA
Phacochoerus africanus (Common warthog) is the source of this 1467-nucleotide messenger RNA. RefSeq names its product centromere protein Q (gene CENPQ). The record is from RefSeq and is a predicted model, not a curated record. NCBI's taxonomy places the organism in Eukaryota, Metazoa, Chordata, Mammalia, Artiodactyla, Suidae. The transcript has 9 exons. The coding region runs from base 235 to 1044 and encodes 269 amino acids.